Molecule: messenger RNA, 1174 nt
Organism: Physella acuta
Lineage: Eukaryota; Metazoa; Mollusca; Gastropoda; Physidae
Source: RefSeq, a predicted model, not a curated record
CAUCCAGGUCUAUUAAACAACAGAGUCGUAUCACGUGACGGCGCUAUUGUGUUGUGAUAUCUUCACCAUUCAUCUCCUUGCUUUUGAUGGGGUAUGUUUGCCUGGGUCACAGCUGUCCGGGAAGUUCACACGCACACGUAAAACGCACACGCUCCUCGGCACGUGUGUAGCAGGGCUUGUCUUGCUCCUUGCAUUCCGUGCUAUGGCCUGGACACCGUUUAACAGAACGCCUCCCUCCUUACUUCUCCUGACUCUGCUAAGUUGGACCGGACAUGUCUCGUCAAAGACCACCCGUAGAGGAGACAUCAGCAUCUCCAUGGCCUACAGCAACCUGGACACGACCACCUUCUGCUCCAACCUCACCAUCGGGGAGCCCGACUCGUGUGAAGACGCCCUCAUCGUACCCAUGUACCCCAACCACCAGGUACCCGAGGGGUCGCUGAUAUCCCCGCAGAAGAUGUGGUACGCCAGGAGGUUGGAUGAUGGCGUGUAUAUUUCCGGUCAGCCGACCCCGCGACAGAUUAAAUACGCCGCCGACAGCGGGUUUAAAACAGUGGUGUCUGUGUUUACCCAUAAAGGACAACUUAGCCCGGACGGUAAAGAGGUUCUAAUAUCUACAGCCACUGAAAAAUUUAUCGUUGAAAAUUUGGCCGGGAUGAAAUUUUUCACGGUGUUGGACGGAGACCAAGAUGGAGACUGGAACAGCGUGGAUGCUGUGAGGAAGAUGACGGAAAUUAUCCGACAGCUUGAACUUCCGGCGUUGAUCCACUGCCGGAAAGGCGUCGUCUCUACGUUUCUAGCGUUACUCUACUACGCUAACCAAACCGUCAACGACCCGGAUUUUAAACCGCGGGUGAACAGCACGAGAUUUUACGAGAUCACCAGAAAACAUGGUUUGGAUUUUGUCAAAUUGUUAAAUUACACAUCGGCUACAGUAACUUCCAUAACUGGCAAAGCGCUACCUAAAACAGCCCGCGCACCAAAGGUUAGUCUAGCACAGUGGUACAGUUACUGGGCGUCUCGUCCUCUGUACGAGAACUGGUACACCGCGGGUCAGAUUAAUGCCAACGAUCUCUACGUCAUCAAAGCCACUGGAUUUAAUCAGAUCGUUAAUCUACGCAAAGGUACAACACACGGCGGUCGACCGUCCCAGGUAAGUCUUUUAUUUAUCUAG